This is a messenger RNA of Naegleria fowleri, 1749 nucleotides long. RefSeq lists its product as uncharacterized. Gene Ontology annotation, molecular function: RNA binding; poly(A) RNA polymerase activity. The record is from RefSeq and is a predicted model, not a curated record. Lineage: Eukaryota; Heterolobosea; Eutetramitea; Acrasida; Naegleriidae. The transcript is spliced from 4 exons. Gene Ontology annotation, cellular component: nucleus. Bases 1 to 1749 code for a protein of 582 amino acids.
AUGGAGAGCAGUGUUGUUUCUACAGCCUUUCCUACACAAAAAGAUUUGGAAAAUACUGAAAAGAUUAUUCAAAUUUUAAGAAAAGAAAAUAGAUUUCCAUCCGAAGAAGAGAAUAGAAAGAGAUUUGAAGUUCUUGCCAAAUUGGACGGAAUUAUUAAAGACUGGGUUAAAAAAGUGUGUCUCAAACAGGGAUUAUCAGAGGAUUUAGUUUACGAAGCAGGUUCAAAAUUGGUCACGUUUGGUUCGUUCCGUCUUGGUGUGCACGGUCCUGGUGCUGAUAUUGAUACAUUAUGUAUUGUUCCGAAUAUGAUAGAAAAACAUCAUUGCUUUACAGAUUUGUAUGAUAUUUUAAAGGAAAGACCAGAAAUUACAGAGUUAAAGGCUGUUCCAGAGGCCUAUGUGCCAUUGAUUACCAUGUCUUUUGAUGGAGUAGAAAUUGACUUGUUGUUUGCUAGACUUUCAAGAAACAAUAUUCCUCCAGAUUUGAAUAUCCUGGACGAGAGUAACCUUAAAGAUGUCGACGAUGAAACUCAACGUAGUCUGAACGGUCCACGUGUCGCCGAUGAAAUUUUAAAUCUAGUUCCCAACAAGGAAAGUUUCAUUACCACUCUGAGAUGUAUAAAAUUAUGGGCUUCCAGGCGAGCUGUGUACGGAAACAUUGUGGGUUAUCUAGGAGGUGUUGCAUAUGCCAUUUUAGUCGCUAAAAUUUGUCAAAUGUAUCCUAAUGCUGCUCCUUCAACGCUACUCUCUAAAUUUUUCUUUAUUUAUGGCCAAUGGCCUUGGGGAAAAGUUCCCGUAUUAUUGAAACCUAUUGAAGAAGGCAGUUAUGGUUUUAAGGUUUGGAAUCCAAAGGUAAAUCCAAGAGAUAAACAACACUUAAUGCCAAUUAUCACACCUGCCUACCCUUGUAUGAAUUCGACAUUUAACGUUUCUAAAUCAACUUUUAAAGAUAUGAUUAGUGAAUUUGAACGAAGUGCUGAAAUUGCGCAGAGAGCUGAAAAUGGUUUGGAAAGUUGGGAAGCACUCUUUGAAGAGACAGAUUUCUUUGUGAGGUAUAAUCAUUACAUUCAAAUUGAAAUUAAUACAUCCAAUGAGGUUGAUCACCUUAAAUGGACUGGUUUCAUUCAGUCUAAAAUCAGAUUUUUUAUUCAAAAACUUGAAACUGUACCCUCUCUGACCGUUCACAUCUAUCCUGAUUACUUCCAUAACCACCAACCAGCGAAUAAUUUAUUCUCGUCACAUUUCUUAAUUGGAUUGGAAUAUAAAAAGCCAAAGCCAGGAGAAGCAGUGGUCGAUCUCUCACCUCAAUUGCAAGAAUUUGAGAAAAUGUUGUUGGAAUGGCCGGACAAAAAGGAUACCAUGGAGAAACCAAUCAUUAAACCCAUCAAGAGAAGUCAAGUUCCAGAUUUUGUGCUUCCAAAGGAGAAGAAAAAGUUAUUCCUCAAAAGAAAUAAGGCACAGAAGAGAAAAGCUGAGGAAGAAUCAGCAACACCCAAACCGAGUGAACGUUCUCCUGAAGGGUCUACUGCCUCCACCACUGCAACAGCAACACCAGCAACCGCUGACUCCACUCAAGCGGCAGAUGCAAACUCUGACAGCACCACUGAUGCUGCUACCAUUUCUACGGCAACGACUGAGCCGUCAGCUAAAAAGGCAAAGGCAGAACAAAAAAAGGAGCAUCAAGUUGAAGUUUUAUUGGACACAGAAGACGAUGACUUGUUGGCAUUGUAUGAAAGUAACAGAAAAUAA